Messenger RNA from Drosophila nasuta, 915 nucleotides. RefSeq names its product mannosyl-oligosaccharide glucosidase-like. Gene Ontology annotation, biological process: oligosaccharide metabolic process; protein N-linked glycosylation. The record is from RefSeq and is a predicted model, not a curated record. The coding region runs from base 1 to 915 and encodes 304 amino acids. The transcript has a single exon. Gene Ontology annotation, molecular function: Glc3Man9GlcNAc2 oligosaccharide glucosidase activity. Gene Ontology annotation, cellular component: endoplasmic reticulum membrane. Lineage: Eukaryota; Metazoa; Arthropoda; Insecta; Diptera; Drosophilidae.
AUGCUCGUUGUAUGCUUUGCAGGCGAAGUCUUGGGCACCUAUUUGUGGCGUGGACGCAACUCGAGUACGCUGCGCGAACUGAAUCCCAAGAGUUUGUCCUCCGGUCUCGACGACUAUCCGCGCGCCUCGCAUCCCACGGAUCUGGAGCGUCACGUGGAUUUGCGCUGUUGGAUUGCGCUCGCCGCUAGCGUGAUGGCUGAGCUAUCCACGCUGUUGGGCAAGGAUGAUGUCAAGUACUAUGAGACCGCAUCGUAUUUGACGGACAAUGAGCUGAUGAAUAAGCUGCACUUGGAUCCGUUCACAGAGCACUACACCGACUGGGGACUGCACACGGAUGCUGUGGCACUGAAGCAUCCGCCGCCAAUGACACCGCAACGCAAGGGUGGUCAACGGAUUCAACAGCCGCCGGCGGAGAUGCAACGCUACACACUGAAGCCACCGGACUACAAGUUUGUGAACACAAUGUUCGGUUAUGUGAGUCUGUUUCCGUUGCUGCUGGAGCAGCUGGAACACGAUUCACCAUAUCUGGGCAAGUUGUUGCAAGAUCUGCGUGAUCCACAGCUGCUGUGGACGAACUAUGGCUUGCGUUCGCUGUCCAAGGAUUCGCCGCUGUACAUGAAACGCAAUACGGAACACGAUCCACCAUAUUGGCGUGGUCCCAUCUGGAUCAAUAUCAACUAUUUGGCCGCCAAGGCGCUGAGACACUAUGGCAAAAUCGAGGGUCCGUAUGCGGCGAGUGCACGCAAAAUCUAUGGCGAGUUGCGUGAGAAUCUCGUGAGGAACAUCUUCAAGCAGUAUCAACGGACGGGUUACCUUUGGGAGCAGUACGACGAUACCACGGGCGAGGGCAAGGGAUGCAAUCCAUUUACCGGCUGGAGUGCACUCGUUGUUCUCCUCAUGGCCGAACAGUUCUAG